Molecule: messenger RNA, 1451 nt
Organism: Suncus etruscus (white-toothed pygmy shrew)
Lineage: Eukaryota; Metazoa; Chordata; Mammalia; Eulipotyphla; Soricidae
Gene: ELOVL7
Product: ELOVL fatty acid elongase 7
Exons: 8
Coding region: 106-951 (281 amino acids)
Biological process (GO): fatty acid elongation, saturated fatty acid; very long-chain fatty acid biosynthetic process; fatty acid elongation, monounsaturated fatty acid
Cellular component (GO): endoplasmic reticulum membrane; endoplasmic reticulum
Molecular function (GO): fatty acid elongase activity
Source: RefSeq, a predicted model, not a curated record
GCCGCUGUGAGCAACUCGGGGCCCGCGCAGCCGCCGCCGCCGCUGCCCUCUGCCACCGGCCGCUCCGGAGCCGCUGCCCGCGCGAAUCCAUAAAUCUUGUGGAAAAUGGCCUUCAGUGAGCUUACAUCUAGGACUGCGCUUCUCUAUGAUAAUUGGAUCAAAGAUGCUGAUCCAAGAGUUCAAGGCUUCCUCCUCAUGUCCUCACCUCUGCCACAAACCAUCAUCCUGAGCCUCUAUGUCUAUUUUGUCACAUCUUUGGGACCAAAGCUCAUGGAAAAUCGAAAGCCCUUUGAACUCAAGAAGGCGAUGAUAACAUACAAUUUUUUAAUAGUACUCUUUUCUCUGUAUCUGUGUUAUGAGUUUGUGAUGUCUGGCUGGGGCACAGGUUAUUCAUUUCGAUGUGAAAUUGUUGACUAUUCAAACUCACCUAAAGCUUUGAGAAUGGUACACACCUGCUGGCUUUAUUACUUCUCCAAAUUUAUUGAACUGUUAGAUACUAUAUUUUUUGUUCUGCGUAAGAAAAAUAGCCAAGUGACUUUUCUGCAUGUCUUUCAUCAUACCAUCAUGCCAUGGACCUGGUGGUUUGGAGUCAAAUUUGCUGCAGGUGGUUUGGGGACAUUUCAUGCCUUUGUGAAUUCAGCUGUACAUGUUGUCAUGUAUUCCUACUAUGGACUAAGUGCAUUAGGACCGGCCUACCAAAAGUAUUUGUGGUGGAAAAAAUAUUUGACAACGUUACAGCUUGUCCAGUUCAUUAUUGUCAGCAUCCAUAUAGGCCAGUUCCUUUUCAUGAAGGAUUGCAACUACCAGUUUCCCAUCUUUCUGUACAUCAUUCUGAGCUACGGCUGUAUCUUUCUGCUGCUCUUUCUUCACUUUUGGUAUCGUGCUUACACCAAAGGUCAGAGGCUGCCCAAAACUGUGAAAAAUGGAGUCUAUAAAAGCAAAGAUCACUGAAGUUCAAACACUGGAAUCUAUGAAUUAAACUGCUAUUUUUUUUUUCAUUAUUGACAAUCAACAGGUAUUUCCAUGUGCAGUGCAUUUUGUAUAUUUUUCAAAACCAAAAACUUGUAUUUUUAUGAUGUUAUUAGGGUUUCUGAUAUCUGAGAGUCCAAAGCUCUAGAUAACAGAGUCCUCUGAUAAUUUGAGCCUCAGCAGCCACUUUUCAGCUGCUUUCACCUAAUACAGAGGUUUUAUUCAGCACAUCUUGUUUCUUUGAAAGAUGUAGAAAAGCAUAGUACUCUUCAAAGAAGUCUGGUCUCGAUGAAAAAUGUCAAUAGAUAUUUUGAGCAUGGACAGAGAUCUGAGUAGAGUAGAUUCCUUCUGAUGGGUAUGAAAACCUCAGAACUGUGAGCUUUUUGACCUGGCUGCUUAUUGACAUAUUCAGAACACUAUAUUCUAAAGUUAAAUUUAAGAUGUAUACUCUAAAGUUAAAUUUAUUCUCAAAAGUUAACACA